Molecule: messenger RNA, 557 nt
Organism: Polychytrium aggregatum
Lineage: Eukaryota; Fungi; Chytridiomycota; Chytridiomycetes; Polychytriales
Exons: 1
Coding region: 106-552 (148 amino acids)
Molecular function (GO): protein binding
Source: RefSeq, a predicted model, not a curated record
AGGGGCUGGACUUUUUCCGGCUCACCCACAUCCUGCAAACUCGUUGAACUGUGCAAACUGGGAUCGAGCCGAGACUGGUUGUGCAAGCACCUCACGGCCGUGUGCAUGCACCAUGAAUUCGGAACCAGAUGGAACGAAAAGAAGGCGGUGGAAAUGCUUGAACAAUUCGCCAACGACGGUCACAGUGUCAGCCAGCUCUGGCUCGGAAGAUGCUACUACUCUGGGCGGGAUGUAUUCAGGGAUUAUGCGAAGGCAUUCUGGUGGUUCAGCGAGUCUGCCGACCAAGGUAACUCGCACGGCCAGUGCAUGGUUGAUUUCUGCUACUCCAAGGGGGACGGAGUCGGCCAAGACGUUGAGAAGGCAUUUCAUUGGUUCAGGCAAUCGGCCAUGCAAGGCAAUCCUUUCGGGGAGAAAGAUCUCGGCGACUGCCGCCGAUUUGGCUUGGGUGUCAUCCGAGAUAUCGACACUGCUAUGUUCUGGUAUCGCAAGUCCGCAGAGCAAGGCCUCGGGCUGGUCAUCAGCUGCAUCAAGGAGCUGGGCAAGUGGCCUUGAUUCAG